GUCGUGGUAGGUUCCGCUUACGAGAUUAUUUACAGAUCAGUGGCCCAGGCGCGGCUGUGUUGCGAUGGAUUACGUCAGUGUGCUGCUAUACCUGGUGCUGCCCCUUCUGGGUCUGGCGUACUACUACACCCGGCAGCUGUACCGCUACUGGGACCAGAGAGGGAUCCCGCAGCUGGAGGCAUCGUUUCCGUUGGGCAACAUGAAGGACGUUGGCCGGACGCUACACUUCAACGACGUGCUGCAGCUGGCCUAUGAUUUGGGCAAGUCGUUGUCCAGACCGUUCGCCGGGAUGUACUUCAUGCUCAAGCCCGUGCUGAUCGUAACGGACCUGGACAUGGUGAAGUGCAUGCUGGUUAAGGACUUCAACAGCUUCCACGAUCGCGGGCUGUACGUGAAUGAGCGGGAUGACCCGCUGUCGGGUCAUCUGUUUGCGAUCGAUGGCGAGCGGUGGCGCUUCCUGCGCAAUAAGCUUAGCCCCACGUUCACGUCCGGCAAGAUCAAGGCCAUGUUCACCACGAUAUGUGAGAUAGGUGAUGAGUUUUUGGCGUCCGUCACAAAGUACGUCGAUCGCGGUGAGCCCAUCAACAUGAAGCUGCUCUGCCAGUGCUUCACCUGCGACGUGGUGGGUUCGUGUGCCUUCGGACUGCAGUGUAACUCGUUGAAGAACGAAGGCUCGAAGCUACUGACGAUUGGCGAUGAAGUGUUCAAACCGCCGGUCUGGCGUAACAUGUACAUCUUCCUGCUGAUAACAUUCAAAGAGUGGGGUCGCAAGCUGCGCCUGCGUGUCUUACCGUCCAGCGUGUCAUCCUACUUUAUCAGUCUGGUGCGCGAAACGGUGGAGCACCGCGAAAAGAACCUUAUCGAGCGGCCCGACUUUCUCAAUAUGUUGAUCCAGCUGAAGAACAAGGGAACCGUGGAGGAGGGCGAGGCCGAUGGACCCCAGGACAAGUUAACGCUCGAUGAAGUGGCCGCUCAGGCGUUCGUGUUUUUCUUUGCCGGUUUCGAAACGUCAUCGACCACGCUCUCGUUCGCGCUGUUCGAGCUGGCCAACAACCGCGACAUCCAGGAGCGGGUGCGCGAGGAAGUGCUGGACAAGCUGCGGCUCCACGGCAACAAGAUCACGUACGAAGCGCUCAAGGAAAUGACGUACCUCGAUCAGGUCAUCAACGAGACGCUUCGAAUGUACCCACCGGUACCGCAGCUGAUUCGCGUCUCGACCAAGCCGUACCACGUCGAAACGGAAAAGUUUACGCUCGAGAAGGACUGCAUGUUGAUGGUGCCCAUCUACUCGAUACACUACGAUCCCGCGAACUAUCCGAAUCCGGAACGGUUUGAUCCGGACCGUUUCGCGCCGGAAGCGGUCCAGGCGCGCCAUACCCACGCAUUCAUACCGUUCGGCGAUGGGCCUCGCAACUGCAUUGGAAUGCGGUUUGGGCUGCUGGAGGUCAAGUUCGGUAUCGUGCAGCUGGUGAGCCGGCUGCGGUUCACGGUCAGCUCACGGAUGCCACUUCCGAUACGCAUGUCCAAAACCGCCAGCAUGCUGGAGGUCGAGGGCGGCAUAUGGUUGGAUGCUACCAAGUUGUGAGUGAGCGAGCGAGGCGGUGCAGGAAAUUAACUACCAACCACUCAUCACUGGUGCAGCCGUUCAUCGGAACAUGCACCCUAAGGAUAUAUGCUUCGUUAAUCGUACUAACCCAAUAUUACACUACGUUGUACCCGUAUGCCACGAUUCGUUUUUAAAAUAACUAAUAUUAGUAAUGAACAUUCGUUCAAGGAGUGGUUUUAAACGAGUAACAUAAAGGAAAGUCAAAUAAAAGACAAAAUACA
Molecule: messenger RNA, 1827 nt
Organism: Anopheles cruzii
Lineage: Eukaryota; Metazoa; Arthropoda; Insecta; Diptera; Culicidae
Product: probable cytochrome P450 6a14
Exons: 2
Coding region: 65-1585 (506 amino acids)
Molecular function (GO): heme binding; iron ion binding; monooxygenase activity
Source: RefSeq, a predicted model, not a curated record